ACUGUCCACGUAGCGCCUUGGCUUGUGACGAGCGCAGUUUUUUGUACGUCAAACAAAACACAUAACGUUCAGCAGUCUCCAGUUAUACGCGACGUGAGUACCGUGUCAACAACCUGAAUCGUUCUUGGAUAUAUUGUCGAGGAACACUAAAAGGAAUCAGUAAUCUGGUCGACGUUUGUUGCAAUCUUCGAGUCAUUCUCUCUGCUAUUAACGGGAGCUAUUAACUAGUCUCGCACGAUAUGGAUCAAGUCAAGAAGCUCACGGAACCCGGACGUCAGUUCGCGAAAGACAGUAUCCGCCUCAUCAAGCGAUGCACAAAGCCUGACAGAAAAGAAUUCCAGAAAAUUGCCAUUGCCACGGCCAUUGGUUUUUGCAUAAUGGGCUUCAUAGGAUUCUUCGUCAAACUGAUCCAUAUUCCGAUCAACAACAUCAUCGUGGGUUCAUAAGUUUCCAUCGCGUAGCUGUAAUCGAUUCAUCUCCCCUGUUUCUCCCUUGUGCAUACCUUUAUUUAUAAGAUGAAUUUAUGUAUUUCGUUUCCAACUCAAUGUGAUUGAAAUAUGAGAAUGUGUGUGUAUAAUAUUAAUAUUGAAUUUUAUAAUAAAAUCAGUGUAUGACAUUGUUUCA
Messenger RNA from Ceratina calcarata, 624 nucleotides. RefSeq names its product protein transport protein Sec61 subunit gamma. Gene Ontology annotation, molecular function: transmembrane protein transporter activity. The record is from RefSeq and is a predicted model, not a curated record. Gene Ontology annotation, biological process: protein targeting; intracellular protein transport. The coding region runs from base 240 to 446 and encodes 68 amino acids. NCBI's taxonomy places the organism in Eukaryota, Metazoa, Arthropoda, Insecta, Hymenoptera, Apidae. Gene Ontology annotation, cellular component: membrane. The transcript has 3 exons.